UCUUUACCGAUUCAUUGAGGCUUUGCUAUGGAUUCUUUGAUUCUUAGAAAACCUCUAAUCAAUGUUGUUGGAGUGUUAGGAUUUGGCACAUCGUGGAAUUGAUUUAUUCGUUUCUUCCCCGUUCAACGUAAUGCAUCGUUGUUGAUUUAGGUAUUGAUCGAAGGAGUUCAAAUUAUCAGAGAUGUUCCCAAUACAUAGCCGGGAUGUUCUGUGGAACGUUGUGGGGGCAAUCUUAUGGGGGCUGAUUUGAACUCCUUCAGUCAAUACCCAAGUCAAUCACGACGCAUUCCCUUGAACCGGGAAGAAACGCAUAAAGCAAUUCUACGAUGUGCCAAAUGGCAAUACUUCAACAUUGAUUAGAGGUUUUCGUAAGAAUCAAAGAAUCCAUAGAAAAGCCUCCAUGAAUCGGUUGGUAUGAGCACUGUGAAAGAAGAAUAACAGCCAUUGGACGAUCACAGGUAUACCGUACAUGUAAUAAAGCAACGAAAGAGACGCUGAUUUGAUUUCUGUGAAGAAGUGUUUCUGAGCUUCAGACAUAAUAACCAGACAACGAAAGCUAGACUCCGGUUGUUGGAUUUGGAAAUUUCUCAAGGGAAAUGAAGGGCUCCUCCUUCUUCAGCUGGGCUUCCAGAGCUCUACACAGCCACCCUGCUUUCACUAAGGUCUUUGUUGUCUUCACUGUCAGUACUGGAUCUCUCCUGACAUACUCAGAGUCGAAAUCAGACCAUGGUACAGAAAAUGAUGAAUCUUCUAAAACAGAAGCCAAGAAGAAGAGAGUGGUUGUGCUUGGGACUGGGUGGGCUGGUACAAGCUUCCUAAAGGGUCUGGAUAUCUCCUCAUUUGAUGUUCAGGUGGUAUCACCCCGUAAUUACUUUGCAUUUACCCCUUUGCUUCCAAGUGUCACAUGUGGUACUGUUGAAGCACGAAGCAUUGUUGAGCCAAUUCGGAAAAUUAUGAAGAAGAAACAUGGAGAAAUUCAAUUCUGGGAAGCGGAGUGUGUCAAGAUUGAUGCUGCAAAUAAGAAAGUUUUCUGUCGAUCUAAUCAUGAUACAGAUUUGGUGGGGAAUGAUGAAUUUUUUCUGGAAUAUGACUACUUAGUAAUUUCCCUGGGAGCCCAAGUCAAUACCUUUAACACUUCUGGUGUCAUGGAGCAUUGCCAUUUUUUGAAGGAAAUAGAGGAUGCUCAAAAGAUCCGUAGGAGCAUUGUAGAUUGUUUUGAGAAGGCUUCCCUUCCAGGACUUAGUAAUGAGGAGAUGAGGACAAAUCUUCAUUUUGUAAUUGUUGGUGGGGGUCCUACUGGUGUGGAAUUUGCUGCAGAGCUGCAUGACUUUAUCACAGAAGAUUUAAUCAGAUUAUACCCGAUGGUUAAAGACCUAGUGAAAAUAACACUUAUUCAGUCUGGAGAUCAUAUUUUGAACACGUUUGAUGAAAGAAUAAGCUCAUUUGCAGAAAAGAAGUUCCAAAGAGAUGGCAUUGAAGUGCAAACAGGAUGUCGGGUUGUAAGCGUCUCUGAUAGGGAGAUUAAGAUGAAGUUAAAAUCAAAAGGAGAAAUUUCUUCUAUACCAUAUGGAAUGGUUGUCUGGUCUACUGGUAUUGGGGCACGCCCUGUUAUAAAGGAUUUAAUGGAACAAAUUGGUCAGACUAAUAGACGUGCCUUAGCAACUGAUGAAUGGCUGCGAGUGUUGGGAUGUGAUAAUGUGUAUGCUAUUGGUGAUUGUGCUACCAUAAAUCAGCGUAAAGUCAUGGAAGAUAUCUCAUUGAUAUUUGAGGUUGCUGACAAAGACAACUCUGGUACCUUAACUGUUAAAGAGUUCCAAGAUGUUAUUGAGGACAUCCUUAUAAGGUACCCCCAAGUGGAUCUCUAUUUAAAGAGUAAGCAUCUCCGCAACGUGGCAGAUUUGUUGAAGGAUUCCCAAGGAAAUGAUAGAGAGGAAGUGGAUAUUGAAGAGUUUAAGUCAUUACUGUCUCAUGUAGAUUCGAAGAUGAAGAGUCUUCCUGCAACUGCUCAGGUUGCAGCUCAACAGGGCGCAUAUCUUGCUAGGUGUUUUAACCAUAUGGAAGACUGCAAAACUAAACCAGAAGGCCCUCUUCGUUUCAGAGAAUCUGGUCACCAUCAAUUUCGCCCCUUUCAGUACAAGCAUUUUGGGCAGUUUGCUCCUCUGGGAGGAGAGCAAACAGCUGCAGAGUUGCCUGGAGACUGGGUUUCCAUGGGUCAGAGCACUCAGUGGCUCUGGUAUUCAGUUUAUGCAAGCAAGCAAGUAAGCUGGCGCACAAGGUUUUUGGUGAUGUCUGACUGGACGAGGAGAUUCCUCUUUGGGAGGGACUCCAGUCGGAUUUGAGGCUUCCGGUGAGGGUGCCACCAACUGUUGUCAAGCACCGUAUCCUCAGCUUGUCACCUCCAUUACUACAUAUUUUUUUCAUCCUUUUUAGCAAGUGUGAUUUUUCUGAGGCUUAAAAAAAGUGGAUUGUUCUGGUUCGGUGGUGCUUGUUGCUAUUUUAUAGGGCGAUUCUUUGAUAGCCUGGAAUGUAUGUAAAUAAGUAAAUUAUUAAAUUUGAUUAGAGGCUUUAUUUUUUAAAAAGAUUUUGGUAUUUGCUUCUGUGGCCGUUUAUUUGAAAAAUGACGCCAAUUCAUUGCUAUA
Messenger RNA from Nelumbo nucifera (sacred lotus), 2639 nucleotides. Its product is annotated as external alternative NAD(P)H-ubiquinone oxidoreductase B1, mitochondrial. Gene Ontology annotation, molecular function: calcium ion binding; NADH dehydrogenase activity. The record is from RefSeq and is a predicted model, not a curated record. Gene Ontology annotation, cellular component: mitochondrion. NCBI's taxonomy places the organism in Eukaryota, Viridiplantae, Streptophyta, Magnoliopsida, Proteales, Nelumbonaceae.